This is a messenger RNA of Chrysoperla carnea, 2628 nucleotides long. Its product is annotated as terminal nucleotidyltransferase 5C. Lineage: Eukaryota; Metazoa; Arthropoda; Insecta; Neuroptera; Chrysopidae. The record is from RefSeq and is a predicted model, not a curated record. The coding region runs from base 410 to 2206 and encodes 598 amino acids. The transcript is spliced from 2 exons. Gene Ontology annotation, molecular function: RNA binding; poly(A) RNA polymerase activity. Gene Ontology annotation, biological process: mRNA stabilization.
AUAUUUAUUUAUUAACUAAAGUACAAAAAAACAAUAUUGAAUAUAGAUAGAUUUUAUUCAGAGUACAGAGUGUAAAUAAUCAGUUCAUAUACGACCGACGUUCUGUACUUUUGAUUCGUCCCAGUGUGGCGUGUGUCAGAGCCGCGUCUAGACGGGCUUACGGCCUCAUAUAUAAUAUAUCUAUUGAAAUAUUAAAUGUUGUAAACUCAAGUACACAUUCACAAAUAACAUAACAAAAAUUUAAUUAAUUUUAAAAAAAAUACCAGCAAAUUUUCUCUUAAAAGAAUAAGUGAUUUUUUUUUAUUAAAAAGUGUUUUUCCUUAAAGAAAGAAUAAGUGAUUACUUUUACUUGACGAAACACACCGCGUGGUUUUUUCGAAUACGAUUACAUAAAUCAAAUUUGUAAAUCAUGAGUACGCUGUAUGAAUUGGAACUAUUAAGUUACGAGCAACAAGAACAAAUUCCAAAAUUUGAAUUAGUGAUUAAUAAUAAUACAGCAACAAAUUUUAAAAAAAUUAAUUAUGUGAACAAAUUAAAUAACGAUAACGAAAACAGUGACAAAAAGAAGAUUAUUUAUGGUGAUAAACUUCCUGAACCAUAUGAAGGGUUUCCAUUAAAUCAGUGUGACUCCUUUGAUUUUGUUGGUAGUGAAGAGGAGUUGGUGGAUGAAGACGAUAUUGAAGAUAGCGAAUACGUCAUCAACAAACAAACCAGCAAUCAACAACAUCUAAUUAAUAUGAUGGAUGAAUUAACUCUAAAUAAUAAUAAUUUAAAUAAUAAUAAUAAUAAUUUAAAAACACCGAAUCAAAAUAAAAUAAUAUGGUCAUCAAAUCAUAUUCAUGAUAAAGUUGAUAAUAAUGAAAACGAUAUUAUCGAUGAUGUUCAACAGCAAGUUAUAGAAAAAGAUGAAUCAACACAAAAACAAAAUAAAAAUUUAAUAACAAAUAUAAAUAAUAACAAUAAUAAUAAAAUAAAUAAUAAUGUAAAUAAAACGUCGGUAUCAACGACGACAUUUGAUGCAGUAACUCAACAACGAAUGGCUGUAUUAAGUUAUGAACAAGUCCGACGUUUAAAUGAUGUUAUGGAUGAAGUUGUGAGCAUACAUGGACGUGGUAAUUUUCCAACAUUAGAAGUACGUUUACGUGAUUUAGUGAGUAUUGUACGUGAUAAAUUAGAAAGCGAUAUACAUGAAGGUGGUGCUAAUAUGCGUGUACGUGAUAUACGUUUAAAUGGUGGUGCUGCAUCGCAUGUACUAGCAACCGAAUCACAACCAUAUAAUGAUUUAGAUUUAAUAUUUGGUGUUGAAUUAACAAGUGGUCGUAAUUAUGAUCGUAUUAAAACGGCUGUACUAAGUUCAUUAUAUGAUUUAUUACCGGAAGGUGUUAUACGUAAACGUAUAUCAACAUGUAGUUUAAAAGAAGCAUAUGUUAGUAAAAUGGUGAAAGUGAAUAAUGGUGACGGUGAUCGUUGGUCAUUAAUAUCAUUAGGUAAUUCACGUGGACAUAAAAAUGUUGAAUUAAAAUUCGUUGAUACAAUGCGACGUCAAUUUGAAUUCUCUGUUGAUUCAUUUCAAAUUGUAUUAGAUUCAUUAUUAUUAUUUUAUGAAUAUUCUCAAUUGUCAAUCAGUGAAAAUUUUUAUCCAACUGUUGUUGGUGAAUCCGUGUAUGGUGAUUUCCAAGAAGCGCUAUAUCAUUUACAUAAGAAAUUGAUCUCAACACGUCAUCCAGAGGAAAUACGUGGUGGUGGUUUAUUGAAAUAUUGUUAUUUAUUGGUGAAAAUGUAUCGACCCGCACGACCUGAUUAUAUAAAAACAUUGGAGCGUUAUAUGUGUUCACGAUUUUUUAUUGAUUUCCCUGAUAUUAUACAACAGCGUGCCAAAUUGGAGAAUUAUCUAUGGAAUCAUUUUGUUGAACCGGAAGAGGAAUCCCUCAAAUAUCAAUAUCUAAUGUUAUUACAUACAGUUGUCGAAGAAUCUACAGUAUGUUUAAUGGGACAUGAACGACGUCAAACACUAUAUUUAAUUGAAAAUUUAGCAUUACAAGUUAUGUGCCAAGAACAACAACAGAGGCUCCAACAAUCACAGCAGCAGACAACGCAACCGGCUACGUUACUAUUUGCAAAUGGAUAUUAUUAUACACCAAUUAUACCAACACAAGCUGGAUGUUAUCCGUGCACAUGCCAAUCAUGGAUGGCCUGCUCCACGUGAUAUUGCUGUUGUUAUCCAGUUCCGCCACCUUGUACAUGUCCGCCACCAUCACAGCAACAACCAAAACCGUCACCAUCAUUAUUAAAUAAUAAUAAAAAAAUAUCAUCGAAAUCGUCAUCGAUAUAUUGUGCCGUAUGUAUUUCACAAGAACAAGAAAAACGAAAGAACAUUAUUUUAAGUAGUAACAGUGAUGAUUCGACGUCGACAACAUCGUCAUAAGUUGUAAUAACAAAACACACUCACUUUUCACAUCCGUAACGUACCCAAAGACUUAAAAAAAAGAUCGACUGACUUAAAAACAAACAGUCGUUAUUUAUUUAAAACAAAUAACGAUUGUGUUACGUUGUCACAUUAAACAAAAGUUUUGUGACAAAAAGAAACGUAUAUUAUAUUAAACACCGUGUAUAUGUGUAAAAAAAAAA